Molecule: messenger RNA, 519 nt
Organism: Mesoplodon densirostris (Blainville's beaked whale)
Lineage: Eukaryota; Metazoa; Chordata; Mammalia; Artiodactyla; Ziphiidae
Gene: CETN1
Product: centrin 1
Exons: 1
Coding region: 1-519 (172 amino acids)
Biological process (GO): mitotic cell cycle; centriole replication; nucleotide-excision repair
Cellular component (GO): centrosome; centriole
Molecular function (GO): calcium ion binding
Source: RefSeq, a predicted model, not a curated record
AUGGCUUCCAGCUUCAGGAAGUCAAACGUGGCCUCCAUCAGCCAGAAAAGAAAGGUGGAGCCUAAGCCCGAACUCACUGAAAAUCAGAAGCAAGAAAUUCGCGAAGCGUUUGACCUCUUCGAUGCCGACGGCAGCGGCACCAUCGACGUGAAGGAGCUGAAGGUGGCCCUGAGGGCGCUGGGCUUUGAACCCAGGAAGGAGGAGAUGAAAAGGAUGAUCGCCGAGGUGGACAAGGAAGGCACAGGGAAAGUCAGCUUCAAUGACUUCUUGGCUGUGAUGACUCAGAAGAUGGCCCAGAAAGACACCAAGGAAGAAAUCCUGAGGGCUUUCAGGCUCUUUGAUGAUGAUGAAACUGGGAAGAUCUCUUUCAGAAACCUAAAACGCGUGGCCACCGAGUUGGGGGAAAACCUCACUGAUGAGGAGCUGCAGGAAAUGAUUGACGAAGCAGAUCGGGAUGGAGACGGUGAAGUGAACGAGGAAGAGUUUCUUCGGAUCAUGAAAAAGACCAGCCUCUAUUAA